AUGCUCAAGCCAGUCGAGAUCUGGACUUUGGACUAUGCAGUACACAAAGAUGUGAAGUCCAGCUAUCUUAUUAAAGAACAAAGAUUCUUAUUAUGCUUCUCUGAUAUAUUGGUAACCCAUAAAAAAAACGUACCAGAGUAUCGCCAAAUGUUAGCCCAAUUAAGAGAGCUAUUGCAAUAUGAAGUAUUAUUUCAUAACUCAACCGACAUUAAUCUUUACCGUGUUCAUAAUUUUAACAGCAUCGGACUGAAUACAGCUUACAAAGUAUUGUUACAAAAUAGCUCAAAAAUAAUUCACUGCUUUGCUUUAAUGAACAUGCGACGCGUAAAAGAGACUCGAGCAAUGCCAUUGAUUAAAAAGCAUAUUGACCAAAAAUAA
Phycomyces blakesleeanus NRRL 1555(-) is the source of this 378-nucleotide messenger RNA. RefSeq lists its product as hypothetical. The record is from RefSeq and is a predicted model, not a curated record. The coding region runs from base 1 to 378 and encodes 125 amino acids. The transcript has 3 exons. NCBI's taxonomy places the organism in Eukaryota, Fungi, Mucoromycota, Mucoromycetes, Mucorales, Phycomycetaceae.